AUGUCAAGCGGUUGCGCACCACAUUACCGAACUAAUUUAUGUCCACCAUUACGCGAACUGAAAAGCAACGGUGAAGAAGUCGAUACUUAUGCAAAUAUGUGGCAGUACCAUUGUGAGCGUCGCGGGGAAAUCCAGGUUGGUGAAACGAUUGGCUACGGCGGUGACCGUGGUUCUAUGGUCUACAGCGUCGUGCGUUGUUGUUCUCCAGGACUAAGCAGCGUGAACUGCCAACUUGUUCUUAAAGUGUACUCUACGGAGAUCAACGAGAAUGAAUUUGAGUUUAUUAAAAUACUUUUGGGACUCGAUGAUCAUCAGUCAGAGGAUGCAGUUAUGCGGAAAAGCAUAUGCCGGACACUGCCGUACUUGGUGUUGCCCAUGGCGACCGUCCGUGUUGAUGGAGUCGAUCGUGGAAUUCUCAUGGCGAAACGAGAAAGGAACCUAAAGGAGUUACUCAUCUAUGCAUCAAAGCGACACGGGAGCAGAGGUAAUGCCAUAAUAAAUCGCUGUGAUGACACUAUGGGUAACCAAGAAAGUAGGGAGGGUGUGAACUACCAGCGAACUGCGUUUCGCUGGAAGAAGGACUUUUUACCAAUUCUACAGAUGGAGGUCAUCAUCGCCAUCUCGUUUCAACUCGUACUUGCAACCGCUUGUUUGAAUGAGGAGCUUCCUCACACUGUGAGCGGCAUUUCCUACAGUGGUUUCGCGCACAAUGAUAUUCAUCUUGAAAACAUACUAGUGGAGGAAAAGGAAGGUCGUGUUGCUCUCUGUGAUUUUGAACUCGUAAGUUCAAGCCCAGGAAGCAGUAGUGACAAAGGACCGCGACUUCAGCCACCACAAAGGAGACUUCCGCCUCCGUGCAGGCGUUCUCCACGUGACUUCUUCUGCCGGAAAGCAGACUCAUGGGGCAUUGGUCUUGUAAUCAUUUCACUUCUUACGGGCAUUGAUCCACUUUUUGAUAGCACUGUUGUGUUGGAUGAUUUCGGUGAGGGCCCAAUACUUAGGAGUCAUGAAUUCUACAAGGGCAACCUUCAGGUGCUUGACUGGGAGCAGAAUAUAAAACCGCACGUGGAGAAGCUACUUAUUCACGAUGAUCCAACUGGCAGACGACUGAAGGAGGCGCAACCCCUUCUACAUUUGUGCUCUAAAUGCCUCGUGAAUAACCCUCGAGCAGACCCGUGUAUUCCAAUCGAGUUACUUUCCGAUCCUGUCUUCAGUUGUUUCGUCAGCAAAGAGAAGGUGUCUGAAAAUAUCUUGAUCUCGUGGAUAAAGCAGAUUGGUUAA
Trypanosoma brucei brucei TREU927 is the source of this 1281-nucleotide messenger RNA. RefSeq lists its product as hypothetical. Bases 1 to 1281 code for a protein of 426 amino acids. NCBI's taxonomy places the organism in Eukaryota, Euglenozoa, Kinetoplastea, Trypanosomatida, Trypanosomatidae. The transcript has a single exon. Gene Ontology annotation, biological process: protein phosphorylation. The record is from RefSeq and is a predicted model, not a curated record. Gene Ontology annotation, molecular function: protein kinase activity; ATP binding.